Messenger RNA from Didymodactylos carnosus, 2043 nucleotides. NCBI's taxonomy places the organism in Eukaryota, Metazoa, Rotifera, Eurotatoria, Philodinida, Philodinidae. The record is from the annotation of a GenBank genome assembly.
AUGAAAGAUAGUCACGGCGAUUAUGAUCCGAACACUCAAAAUCCGGUCAAUCCUGAUCCCGACUACAACGGUGAUUAUCCAGAGCAAUCGGCAUCCAUCGCAACAAUAAGUCCAGCAGACAAAAUAAAAGAAAUGCCUGCUUCAUCGAAGGCCGCAACGGCCUCACCAGCCGUUAAUCGGCCGCCAAAACCACCCGGCUACGCUCUCGGUCCCUAUUUACAAUUUCUAACGACUGACCUGGAUCAUAUGUUGUGGUACGGAAGUGCUCUCAUCUUCCGGCAUGUUUCGUUCAACGAUAAAAGACCAAAAAUCGAAUUUAUAUGUGAGCCCAAAGUUGAUUACACAUGGGAGAUACUGUACGAUAAUAUAUUUGAUAUGCGUGCCUAUCGAGUCCAUAUCAAAAUUGAACUACGCGAUGGUGCCAGUGACGACAAAAUUGCAUGGAAAAUCGACUGGACCGAUCAUACAAGCGAAGGUUUGUUUCAUAUUGCUCAGCGAGAUCAGCGGUGGCGUGGCGGUUUCUUUUCGUGUAACGGUUUCGAUGCGACAGUGCCUGAACAAGUGGUCAACGACUUGACAUACACGAAUGUAUGGAAACAUUUAAAUUCGGUGCAUGAAGAAAAUCCGUUGCAUCUGCUCGUUUGGGGUGGCGAUCAGAAUUACAUCGAUUUCAUAUUCGAAGAUUGUCCUUACCUCAAAGACUGGGUAGACAUGGAAUGGAACAAAAAAUGGACAUGUGAUUUUCGUGAAGAUUUACGCGAACAAGUUGAACGGUAUCAUUUCAAUAUGUACACUGAAAAUUGGGAACGACCCGAAGUGAAAUACGCAUUGGAGACGGUGCCGAGUUUAAUGACAUGGGACGAUCACGAUAUUUUUGAUGGAGCUGGUUCUUAUCCGCCUCUUCUGCAUGAUAGUCCAGUUAUGAUGGGUCUGUUUCGAUCGGCACAAAAAAUGCGUCUUCUCUUUCAACAUCACACAACGGUCGAAAAAGCAUGUACCGAAGAUCAUACAAUGUUCGGUUAUAAAUCUUACAAUUUUCUUGCUCGUUGUGGUCCGCACUUGGCCAUUUUGGGCACUGAUAGUCGCAGUGAACGCGAUGCCGAAACAAUUAUGGAUCAGAGAACUUGGGACAUGAUAUUUGACAAACUCAAUAAAAUAGAUCCACUUGUCCAACAUUUAAUCGUCAUAUUUGCCGUCCCAUUCUCAUUCCUCCGAUUCCGUCUCGCCGAGUCGAUAUUUGAACGAUUUAAAAACGCAACAAAUAAAUGUCGAACAUUGCCCAUCGUUAAACAAACAAAUUCCAUUUUUGGUCUGCCAGAAUUGUACGAUGAUUUGCUCGACGAAUGGACACAUCAGGCGCACAUCCGAGAACGAGAUCGAGGACUGCAAAGAUUUCAACAGUUGUCGAAUGAAAAACGGUUGCGAAUCACGUUUUUUAGUGGUGAUGUUCAUACGUGUGGAAUCGCCAGAUUUCAAACACGACGACGUAGAGGAGUAAUUCAACCAGUAAAUGACAGUAAACUGAUGUAUCAAGUGAUAUCGUCUGCUAUUGUAAAUAUUCCACCGUCGAGAAAGAGUUUACAUGUAGCACAUUAUUUUAAAACAAAAUGGUAUCCGGAUGGUGUUGAAGAUACCGAAGAAGAAUUGACAGAUUUUUUCGAGCGAAUGCCCGAGACAGGACGAAAAUUGGUGCAUAAAAAAUUAUUGCCAAACAGAAAUUGGUGCUAUUUUGAACAAUCGUCUUCUGCCACGCCAACUGUCGUUCAAAAAGUUGGCGGAUUUUUCCAUCGUCAUUUUUCAUCGUCGAAAAAUAACGUUUUACCAAUUACAUUGGGACCAACGUCAACUGCCGACGGUCAGGGAAGUGCCGAGCCACCUGUUCACACUCACACAGAAGGACGUUUUUGUCGACAACAGACAGAACAGUCUCGAGAAGGGUCUACGAAUGAGUUAACGAUAAGAUUGUGGUUAGAGUCGAGUGAAAAGCACAAAGAAGGAAGACAAUUUGUUAGUUAUGAAUUAUUGAUCCCAGGUUUAUUAUAG